Messenger RNA from Chanos chanos (milkfish), 2706 nucleotides. It is a transcript of the gene eif2ak2, whose product is annotated as eukaryotic translation initiation factor 2-alpha kinase 2. Gene Ontology annotation, cellular component: nucleus; cytoplasm. The record is from RefSeq and is a predicted model, not a curated record. Gene Ontology annotation, molecular function: eukaryotic translation initiation factor 2alpha kinase activity; ATP binding; double-stranded RNA binding. Lineage: Eukaryota; Metazoa; Chordata; Actinopteri; Gonorynchiformes; Chanidae. Gene Ontology annotation, biological process: eiF2alpha phosphorylation in response to endoplasmic reticulum stress.
CCUGAAGGUGGAGGUUUGGCUGUCUCUAAAGCACACUGCCUAAUGUGAGCUACGUUGCACAUAUAGCCAGCAAGGCUGCUGUUGGUAAUGAUCGCACCACAAAUUUUUUCCCUUAGUGAACGGGACGAUAAUACCGAGAUAUCAAGCCUGUGUUAGCAUUUUUCAUUAAAGUCUGCAGGAGUUUACACAGUUGUAGCAAUGGAAUCAGGGACAACAAAUUAUAUUGCUUUGCUCAAUGAAUACGCACAAAAAACUCGCAACACAGUUAAAUAUGAAGAGGUGGGAAUCGAGGGUCCGGAUCAUAUCAGAAGGUUCACCAUACGGGCUGUAGUAUGUGGUCAGGCAUAUCCUGCUGGCACUGGAGCAAAUAAGAAGGAGGCAAAACAAAAUGCAGCAAGAAUCGCCUUGAAUCAUUUGAGGGAGACAGAGAACAGUGAAUCUCAAACACCCCUACCCACUCAGAGUUCAGGACACUCUGCAGCAAUAUCUCAAGUUAACUUUGUUUGCUGGCUAAAUGAAUAUUCUCACAAGACCAAAUUAAUGUUCACUCCUGUUGAGUCAACAAGGCCUGGCCAAACUCCUUACUGUUGUAAGUAUACCAGUGACGAUAAAGAAUUUCCUUUGGCCUCUGGGAGAACAAAGAAAGAAGCGAAAGAGGCAGCUGCAAGACUUGUUUACGAAGACGUCCAGAGAAAGCAGAGCGUUCAGGUUGAUGAAAACUGUAACGGAGUGACCCUCAGUGAAAAUAGUGCUUUAAAUGGAGAAGUCACUUCUAUAAGUGGCAAACUUCAAAGUUUGCAUCUCAGCUCGGCUGCAGAUUACCAAAUCACCAUCAAAGACAAAAACUACAUAGGCAUUUUGAACCACUACUGUCAGAAAAUGAGACUGGUCCAUGAUUUCAAAUUAGUGGAGAGGAGAGGACCAGCCCAUAAUCCAGAAUUUGUUUACAAAGUGGUGAUGGACAAGAAGGAGUAUUCUGAGGGAGUGGGUAAGACGGCAAAAGAGGCAAAGCAGAAUGCAGCCCAGCUGGCCUGGAGUGAGCUUCAAGAGCAGUCUGACUGGAAUAGUCAGGUGUCAGUUAAAUCAACCGUUUCUGAGGAUGAGUCCCUACCCACAGCCUCAACCAUGUAAGUUUCAACUGACUCCAUGAUGCAUGGACUCCCACGCAUGGACUCCCACGCAAAUGCUCCAGCAACCUUGUAUUUAUGAGAAUUGUCUUCCUUUAGUGAGGCUACGGAUGCCCAAAGCUCAUCAAAGGAUAUGACUGAAGACACAAGUAGCAGUCAUUCAAUCAUCUUUAAAGAUUCUUCUUGUCCUGAGCCCCUUAAAGCAGUCGUGAGCCCUGUAGAUACCAAGCCUAAAAGAAAGUUAGCAGCAAAUUUCCAGUUAACACCUAUCAAAAUGAACGAGGGAGGUGCUUUCCCUACUUCGAAGAUUCCCAAUUUGGUCUCAACUGUGAGUUUAUCUAGCCCGUCUACAAAGUCCAGGUUUAAAGAGGAAUUUAGUUCAAUAAAAAAGAUUGGGAAAGGAGGCUUUGGACAUGUUUUUAAGGCAAAGCAAGAUCUUGAGGGGAAGGAUUACGCUGUGAAGAUUGUUCGAUGGACAACAAAAGCACAGCGAGAGGUUACCGCAUUAGCAGACCUUCAACAUUGCAACAUAGUUCGCUACCACACAUGCUGGAUUGAGGACACCGCAUACAAAUAUGAAAAUUCUGAGAGCUUCAGUGCCUCAAGCUCUAGUGGCAAUUCAACCACACAGUACUUAUACAUUCAAAUGGAGUUUUGCCCAGGGGACACUCUUAAGGUGUGGAUUGAUACAAUGAAUGUAGAGCAUCGCCGUCCUAAUCGUAGAUCCGAUGCCCUUCAUAUUGUGCAGCAAGUCCUGGAUGCAGUGCAGUACAUUCACUUCAAGAAUCUUAUACACAGAGACCUAAAGCCAGCAAACGUAUUGUUUGGGAAAGAUGGAGAGGUGAAGGUUGGUGACUUUGGGCUUGUGACUGCAGCAGACAAUGAUCAUGAUGAAAAUCUGCUUGAGAGAACGAAAUGCACAGGAACUAGGUCCUACAUGAGCCCUGAACAGAGGAACCAAACCACAUAUGACAGAAAGGUUGACAUAUUUGCUCUUGGACUCAUCUACUUUGAGCUCCUCUACAAUCUACAAACUGGCAUGGAAAAGCAAAAGAUUUGGGCAGAUGUAAGAAGUAAAAAGUUUCCACAACGGUUCCAUUCAAAAUUUUGCUUUGAACACAAGCUAAUUGAGCGCAUGCUGUGUGAGGAUCCCAAAGACAGACCAGAGGCCAGAGACCUGGUACCAGAGCUGAAGAAAUGUUCCUCCAUCCUACAGAGGGAGAGGAAAGAACUGAGAGAGAACCGAACAUACUGAUACAUAUAUGAUCCAUAAUGAACAUAAGGAGAAAGACUUUUAAUGUGCAAUCUCAUUUUUGAAUGGCGACUUCUAGACCAUUAUAGCAAACAAAGAUAUAUUGGUAUUUCCUCAUGAUAUUAUUUCCUUUCUGUACUUUAAUGUGCUUGUAUGAGACAGGUGAAGCAAAUAACUGUAUUUCCAGGCAAAAGUCUGAAUGCAGAUUUUUAAAGCUGUAUAUCAGGAAGUAUCUCCCCAUUUUCUGUGCAUAUUGGCAAAUGCUCUUUCUUUCUAAAUAAGAUCAGUUACUUUUGGAAGAAAUUCAACAUACAUGACCUUUGUGUA